ACAUCUUUAUUAAUAAUAGAAUAUGUUUAACUUUAAAAACUGCGAGUUUUAAGACAUACAACCCAACACCUUCAAUGAUCUGAAGAAAGCGUUAAAGGACGAGGUCACCUCGUAUAAGGAGAAGGUGAAAACAAUAAAUGUUAUGUGCUGAAGUACAAUCUACCUGGAUUUCCUUACGCAUUCUAAGUAUCAAUUCUUACAUUUUCUUUACCAUAAAUGUGUAAUGAAAUUUUGUUACUUUCUUAUAAACUAAAAUGGUCUUAUAGGUUUGGGCAUAUGAGAUUAUAUCCACUAUUGCUGGGAGAGCUGCAAUUCGACUUAACGAUAAGGUGGUCAUGCUCUCAUUCAUUGUCCAACAAGCUAUUGCAUAAAGAUGUCUUCAAUUCCCCUUCAUUGGGGAUCAGGACGUUAAUGAUGUUCGAUGCGGAGAGGCAAUUUAGGGACACUAGAUUUGACGAACACCUAGUGUAUUUGGAGCUUCAGAAGGAGGAUCUGAUGUUGUCAGUGUCAAGAAGCUUAAAAGAAGAAUGUGCAAACUAUCUAGAAUGAGGUAUUUAGCAUACAUGAACUUCAUGAAGGGGACCAUAUGCCUUUCCAAUUUGAGCAUGAGUUUGCCACGAAGAGGAAUUUGAGAUCCGUGAGUCGUCGUGUACCAGAGCCCGAUGUCAACUUAAACAGGAUAAACAUUCGGAGUAAAGACUACUUGCAAAUAUUAGACGAGCGGGUCUCGAGAGUGGUGACUACAUUGAGGGAGGUGAAAUCUGAUUUGGUGGAGGUGAAGUCUGAUUUGGGGGAGGUGAAGGUACAACUGCGGGAAAUCACUGAGAUAUUGCAAACAUUAUGUCGGAACAAUGCGGAAGACGAGUCACGUGACCAUGAUGGUGAGGACGAGCAACAUGACGAUGAUGGUGAGGACGAGCGAAGUGACCAUGAUCGUGUGGAUGAAGAACAUGUCAAGAGGAAUCCUAUUGACCCUAUCUCCGAUCCCAACCUCUCAAGCACCACUCCUGUCAACCCUAUCUCUAAUCCCAAUAUCUCAAGUAGCACUCAUAACGACCCUAUCUUCAAUCCCAGCCUCUCAAGCACCAUCGCCAUUGUGCCUAUAACCACCACUAACACCACACUCACCACCACCUAUGCCAGAUCCAUCCUCUAUGGAUGAUGAUAUCCAUCUACGCUCGAUCCCGUGUCCAAAAAAGAAGUUUAAGAUUAAGGUGGAGAAAAAACCCGAGAAGAUCACUGAGGCUUCAAGAUGUACGGGUAGAAAGAGGAAAGAGGUUAAGCCUUAUACCCCUUCGGUUGAAGUGAAACGACUGAAGUUGAAGAGGAAGUACUACGAUUCAGGUGUUUGUCCUCCUAAUAUGGUUAAUAGGGUUAUAUACAAUCUAACCCAUCCAAUCCUAGAGGAAAUGUUCAACGCCUUCCUACAAUGGCUGACGAACGAUGAUGUGGAGCCUUACAUACCCGACACGAAGGCUUUGUUUAGGACGGGCAGAAGCAUAAAAGAACUGUUUCGUGAGUUGACGAAGGAUAAUGAAUGGAUCGAGUGUGAUGUACGGAAUAAUUAUGUUGUACAAGUUUUAGAUCAUUACAUGUACUAUGUUUUGGUUAGUGACAUGUUGGACUUUCAUUUGUAAGUGCUUGAGAGCAUAUUCAUGUUUUUUAGGAGAAAGUUGCUUGUUCAGCCCGCGAUAUGCGUCCAGUUCACGACGUUCCCACCGGGAGUAUUGGUAUGUAUAUGCUUUUUCAAUUAAUUAAUUCAUUCAUUCAUUUUGUAUACUUAGUUCAUUAACAAUUAAUUCAUUCUUUACCAACAACGCCAUUUGAACUUUUUCACACCCGAAAGCUUGUUCAGAGCCAUAUACGAUAGGACUGAGGAAAAAGUCACGCAUGUAUGGGCAAAAGAAGAUAGUAUAACUAACUUUUUGCUUGGUUUGGAGCCCAAUCACCAACUAGGAUGGAUUGAUGUAGAUUGCAUGUAUAGUACAAUCAACCUACGUAAACAUUGGAUCUUGAUCGUGACUGACGUGAAUAGAGGACGGAUAUUGUUAUACGAUUCCAUGCCAUCGUACAUCUCGAAGAAUGAUAUUGCACUAUUGUUGACGCCUUUGACAUUGCCAUCAUUGGCUUACUUUUGCAUGCUCUAUCAGAAGAAACCAGACUUACAUCAUGACCCAUGGCAAGUUUAUCAUACGGAAACAUGAGAUAUACAAGGUAGCAAUAUAUUAGAUUGUGGUAUCUUCUGUCUAAAAUUUUUUGAGCAUGUGGUUACCAGAUCUCCAACGAAAAGGGUGUUGGUUCAAGAGAAGAUGGUGGACUUUAGAUUCAAAUAUGCUUGUGAGCUAAAGGUUGAUACAUUCAUUUACUAGAUUGUAUUUUUCAAGUUGUAUACUUAUUUGUGA
Molecule: messenger RNA, 2402 nt
Organism: Benincasa hispida (wax gourd)
Lineage: Eukaryota; Viridiplantae; Streptophyta; Magnoliopsida; Cucurbitales; Cucurbitaceae
Source: RefSeq, a predicted model, not a curated record